Molecule: messenger RNA, 6286 nt
Organism: Polypterus senegalus (gray bichir)
Lineage: Eukaryota; Metazoa; Chordata; Cladistia; Polypteriformes; Polypteridae
Product: potassium voltage-gated channel subfamily A member 1
Exons: 2
Coding region: 649-2124 (491 amino acids)
Biological process (GO): protein homooligomerization; potassium ion transmembrane transport
Cellular component (GO): juxtaparanode region of axon; voltage-gated potassium channel complex; dendrite
Molecular function (GO): delayed rectifier potassium channel activity; protein binding
Source: RefSeq, a predicted model, not a curated record
CACCUUCCCCACCUUUCCAUAUGUUUUCAUAUCGUCUGCACAGAGACUUAAAUCUCCAAGAUUUUAACAUUUUGGACACAUAGUUCUCUGCGAUACUCCAACGGAACUAAUGAUAUGUAAAUGAUGUCAAUGUAUACUAACACAAUAUCUCUUAUUAAUAUUUCAAGAGACCUCAUAGAGAGCGCGCUGUAAACUGAUAGUCAUAUUAAAACUGCGCGGGGAGGGUAAAGUUGUAGCUGUAAGCGUUCAGCACUCAGAGCUCAACGGAUUCCUGCAGAGUUUUUCCGUACAAGAUUGAUUCCCCGCAGCAUCCAGCUUCUCUUUGACCACCCUCUAAGUCUACAGCAAUAAAAAAGGAAGCAGUGGAAAUCGCUGAGCUGGCAAUACAUCUCUCUCCUGUUCGAUCAUUUGCUUCCUUUUCUCAACUGGGUGACAGUAGCAACGGCAGAGGCAGAGCAAUGGUCGAGACAGCGAGAAAACGGGGUCCGCACUGAGGCAAAACCAGUCAACCCCUAACAGGGGGGGUCCUGUCAGGGGAUAUUCAAUUGAUCUGAUAUUAAGACGAAACAAGAGAAGUCUGCAGGUCCUUUGUUUGGCGCUGCUGAACAAAACUGGCAAAUCUUUGCCGUGGAGAACUGAACUGUAAAAAUGACAGUGAUCGCUGGAGAUAAUAUGGACGAAACCUCCGCCUUACCUGGGCACCCACAAGACAGUUACCGACCCGAUCACGACGAUCACGAAUGCUGCGAACGAGUGGUCAUCAAUAUCGCCGGGCUGCGCUUCGAGACUCAGCUUAAGACACUUGCUCAGUUUCCUAACACCCUGCUGGGGAACCCCAAGAAAAGGAUGCGCUAUUUCGACCCUCUGCGAAACGAGUAUUUCUUUGACAGGAACCGUCCAAGUUUUGAUGCCAUUCUUUACUAUUACCAGUCAGGGGGCAGACUGAGAAGACCGGUCAACGUCCCUUUGGAUAUGUUUUCGGAAGAGAUAAAGUUUUACGAGCUCGGCGAGGAUGCGAUGGAGAAAUUUCGUGAGGAUGAGGGGUUUAUCAGGGAAGAGGAGCGCCCUUUACCCGAAAAGGAGUUUCAACGACAAAUCUGGUUGUUAUUUGAGCACCCAGAGAGCUCCGGUCCUGCUAGGGGGAUUGCUAUAGUUUCUGUUAUGGUGAUCCUAAUUUCCAUUGUUAUUUUUUGUUUGGAAACGCUACCAGAACUAAAGGACGAUCCCGGGGGAAGGAUUCACGUUGUGGGAAAUACUACCUACUAUAUCAAACCAAAUAUCUUUACCGAUCCCUUCUUUAUUGUGGAGACGCUGUGCAUCAUCUGGUUUUCCUUCGAGUUAGUUGUUAGGUUUUUCGCGUGCCCUAGUAAAGCGGACUUCUUUAAGAACAUAAUGAACUUUAUCGACAUAGUGGCCAUCAUCCCAUAUUUCAUCACGCUGGGCACUGAGAUGGCAGAGAAGCAGGAAGGGAAGGAGCAGAAAGGGGAGCAGGCGACUUCUCUGGCGAUCCUCAGAGUCAUUCGUUUGGUCAGGGUAUUUAGAAUUUUUAAGCUCUCCAGACACUCCAAGGGUUUGCAGAUCUUGGGGCAAACCCUGAAGGCGAGUAUGCGUGAACUUGGACUUCUAAUCUUUUUCCUUUUCAUUGGUGUCAUCCUUUUCUCCAGUGCGGUGUACUUUGCCGAGGCAGAAGAGAAAGAAUCAUACUUUUCCAGUAUACCAGAUGCCUUUUGGUGGGCGGUGGUGUCCAUGACCACCGUGGGGUACGGGGACAUGUACCCUAUAACUAUUGGGGGAAAAAUUGUGGGCUCGCUGUGUGCUAUUGCCGGCGUGUUGACGAUUGCUCUACCAGUACCUGUGAUUGUUUCCAACUUCAACUACUUCUAUCACAGAGAAACAGAAGGGGAAGAGCAGGCACAGUUACUCCACGUUAGUAACCCCAACAUCGCUUCUGAUAGUAAUUCCAGCCGCCGCAGCUCUACAAUCAGCAAGUCCGAGUAUAUGGAAAUCGAGGAGGACGUAAACAAUAGCAUAGACAAUUUCAGAGAGGCAAACCUCAGAACUGGCAAUUGCACUGUAGCCAAUCAAAACUGUGUUAACAAAAGCAAGCUGUUGACAGAAGUAUAAAAUGGCACUUAAAGCCAGAGAUCCGAUGGCUCUGUAGAUUACUGUACUCAUCUUUGAAUGCUUUACUUACCUCGUAAAUGCAUUGUUGCAUUGCGAUUAUUAUGCUCAGCGAUAAAAAAAAAGCUUUCAGGAUAAGUGAAAGAUACUAUUUUCAUUUAUUUUUAAAUGGAAUUCCUCAAGUUGAUAUAAACAAUCUUUUAAUUAUAGGUUUAUUAUAAAGUAUUUACAAACUUUAACAGGGACUUCAUCUAUUUGCUUGUUAAGACAAACAGAAAAAAGUUCAUUAUGAAGUACGUUAUGCAUGGAAUACAGUAAAUUUCAGCAAGCCGCACAGUGCAUCCAAGAAAGUGCAUCCGAUUUCACAGUUCUGCCGAAACAUGCAAGCAUCUGCAGUUAUCGAUCUGCUCUGUAUCACACUGUGUGAUAGGUGAUGUAAUUACUUGAGAUCUAUUGACCAGCAAAGCACCUUAUAUAAGACGAAAAAAGUUAAAAACAUUUUUUCAGAAAAAGAUCAAGACAAGAAAACAGGUCUGGUAUCUCGCAAAUCAGAGCCAUGAUUUAAGAAUUAGUCAUGUUCAGGACAUCUGCAAUGCUGCUAUAGUUCUGCAGAUGCUGUGUGCAAUUUUUCUCUUACGAAGUGGGCACCAAGCAGUGCUCUUUUAGAUGCAAGACAGCACAAUGGAACAAGUAAACUUAUAAGCAUGUUCAGAUAUUCUUCAUUUUAAUAUUGGCAUGCGUUGAACAUUACCUCAUAUAUUGGGAGAUUUUUCGGUUUGAUCCCGACUUUCAGAGAGUAUUUCUCAUUUGCUUUCACCAAAAGUGCACUAUUUAUUUAUUAUUUAAAUUAUAAAUAAUUUGAACUAUUUACGUACUGAAUGUUAAAACAUUAAGGGAAACCGUAACAGUUUUGGAGAUCAUGCAUGCUAAAUUAUUCAGCAUUAUGGCCUAUUUGACUAAGGUACUGUGUAUCUCAGUAUAAUAAAUGCAUGACGUUCAGUAUUAAACCGCUUGUUGUAACCGAGAGGCUCUGAAAAGACCGAAGCGAUUUUCCUUCACGAUUUCAGGGAAAUGUUUUUGGUUCAUGUUUCUGACCUAUGACUUGAUAUCCCACCUUUCACGGGACUGCGGACUUUUUAGUCAGAAUGAUGGAUCGCGGGUGCAACUAAGGUUAGCACCACCUGGUGAACGACAUUCAAUAUUUCUUCAAUGGUGCGGUGCAUGAGCAUUUUCAGAUUGUGCGAAGUGUUAUCUGUUAUGUAAAUGAUGCAUUCAUGUUGCAAUUGAUUUUUCAGUAUUUCGUUUGUUAGAGAGUUGACGACCGCCCCUCCCCCUACUUACACUAUAUGCAGCAGAUCAGCAAAAGUAUUUAGUUAUUUGCUAGUGCCUUUAACCCUUCACCCGCUUGAUCAAUGAAAGUGCCUCCAUGUACAAAAUAUAUGAUCAGCAGUAGCUGUAAAUGAAUUAUGAGAUUUCGGUUAUCGAGUUAUGUUCUGGAGAUUGAAAACAAAAUGUAAAUGGAAAGAAAAUCGCAUAAGCUUUCGUUCAGCAUUAGUGAAGGAUUUUUUUUUAAUUUAUAAUUUACUUAAUUGCAUUCAUGCCUGUGUGAGGAAAAUAAAGGAAAUAUAGAAUGUUAAAAACAGUGAGUAGAUCGGAGCUAAAAAGUGACCAAAAACAGACCCUUUUUGGCAAACCGCUAGCCAAACACAUUUUUUUCACUUUCUUCUUUUACAGUGAUUUGCCUGGAAUUCAGUUAGGUUUGUUUUAUUUUAGAGCUUUAUGACUUAACACAUAUUGCUUGUCUAUCUCGGCAACUGAAGUAAACAGCCUGAAAGCUGAAUACUGCUGAUUUAUAGGGUAAUUGCUUUCUUUCUUUCUUUCUUUCUUUCUUUCUUUCUUUCUUUCUUUCUUUCUUCCUUAUCGUGUGUUACAAAACCGAUGGAAACGAUGGAAAACCGGUUGAAAUAAGAGUGGCAAGGUGGCGCAGUAGAUAAUGCCACAAAUUGACGGUUAAUGCAGGCCACAGUAUUUUUUCUUUUUUCGUUGUAGGGCAUUUGCACGUCGUUCCAGGGCACUCCUGUUUCCCCCACCUCUGUAGGCAAACAGAAAUGGUUUAUUGCGUGCGUGUGCCUUGCGAUGGAAUGGCGCCCUGUCCUGAAAUGGCACAUGCACGCGAUACUGACAGGAUGUCUUCGGCUCUCUGCCUCCAAAAUUUGCGUUAAACAGAAAAUAAAGAUGUGGUUUAAGGCAAUUAAAUAAGGCAUUUCUAAAAGGUAGUCUUUACCAAGUUAAUUCCGGAGGUCCUUUAUUUGUAGCCUAUUAUAAGUAUUUUUUUAUUUUAAAAAAAGCACAAACGAAUGUAAGAGUUGUGUAUGGGUUUCAUUUUUGUAACGUUUAUAUGUGUCGAAGAAAGGGAGGGAAGAACUGUCGACUCCUGAACUAUUAAUUGUGAUAACAAUAUGCUAUUAUUUAAACACCUGACAAAAUGUUUGCUCCCAAGUUCCCUUGUCACGAUUUCAAACAAGAGUUGGAUAAGUCAGUGCCACUACAUUGCUGCACUCUGUACAGUUAGCAAUAAUCGAUAAUUUACAGAUAAAUCUUACAGUAAUUAAGAGCUUUGCAAAUGUUCAUGUUAGUACCUUGGUUGUUAAGCUCCUGCUAAGCUCACCUUACUUUCACUGACUCGAUUCAUCUUCGGCCCAUGGAGACAAGGAGCAAUGCAUGCUGGGAGGUUUCAUAUGCCUGUGAGCGCGGGCAGCUGUCGGAGGACAGCCGUGUUUGAGUGGCAUAUGUAAUAAUGACGUAUGAAGUAACGGGUUAAAACGAUAACACUUGAAGAUAACAAACAUAGUUCAGCAGUUGUAAUACAAGCAUGUGUUUAUGUUCGGUUUGUUUUGACAACCGUUUGGCCAGAUACACUAGUUGUUUAUUAAAAUGUCUUAGUAGCCCUGGUUGUGUGAGCACGUCGAAGUACUGUCAUUUUCAUUCUUUAUUAGUCGAGUAUCAAUUUAUUUUACCUAAAAAGAUAAAUUGGAGAUACUUUAAAUUAAACCUUCGGUUACAAUGCAGUCAUAAUUGAUUGUCACUUGCCCUCGUGAAAGGAUUAAAAAUAAAUAGUAAUUUAUUGAUAAAUAGAAGAACUGAGAUGGCAAGCUCAGUAAUCAGUAAAACCUUGAAAGAUUUGCAGAUAUAGGCCGAGAUGGUAGUAACUAAUGCACAAACACUAUAAGUUGCUCUUUACCUAAUUAUUACAUUUUUAUUAGUAGAAAAUCAGCUGGAAACGUGGUUUAGCUAACUUCAGUAGCUGCAUGCAUUCUUCAAGCCCAAAGCCAUAACUACACACAUUAAAUCAAAGAAAAAGUUACAUUUGCAUAGUAAAUUAAUUCCUAUUGUCAACUAAAUGAAACAAUGACAUUUAUUUCUGUUUUCUUUCAGUGAAUAUGUGAAUAUAGAGAUAUUGUCAGGUUUUGCUGAUCUGGGAAACUUUGCACAUAUAAAUAAAAUAUGGAACUACUAUUUCUCCUUUACUAUUUCCUUUCAGCUUUAUGUAGAGUGCGUUGAAAAUUCAGUUCAAUUUCAAAGAUUUGCUUAGAAUAAUUAUCACUCACUUUGUUAUUAAUUUCAGUUAACACAUUCAGUCUGUCUGAGUGCAGUAUUAUGUAUGAGAUCCAUUUAAGCAUUACAGGAAUAAUAUUGUACGUAAGAUGAGUGUCGUAAAGAUGUAAUGUUUACCAACUUAAAGAUUUCCACCAGAAAAAAACCAUCUGAAACUGUAAGACAAGUUGUGGCAAAUUUGUAAGGAAUAUGACACAUUUCUAUGCUUAAGGAGACAUCACAUCCAAAUAAAAGCUGUUGUACUUGAAGUGGUAUAGAUUUUGUAGUGUAUCAGUUAAAUUCCUAUUCCCAAAUAUUUGUAAUUAAAAGCCGAAAGACUUCUUUGGUUUUUAUUUUUCAGUUAACUUGCACAGAAGGUUGAGCCAAAGGAGAAAGCUGUAAUGACAGCAUCUCUGCUUUUUGUUGUUGAUGUUAAUAUAUGCACUUACAUGGUUAAAUACUAUCUUGAAAAUGAGGCAUUUUGCACUUUUCUAUACUAUAUAGAAAGAAAUAUGUUAUCUGACAUUGAACUACUUAUUUUCAAAAUGAUGCAUUCUAGGAUUUAUAUUUA